UAUGCCAUCUUAUUAUGUGACAUUUGCAUAUAGCGUGUCUUCAAAACUGCCGGCGGUGGUUUCCAAGGGCUCAAAACAAGCACUUGCAGAUCUCCUCAAAAACCUACAAUGACAACAUCCAAGCGUCUAGCAGAUAGAAAGGUGCAGAGGUUUGAUAAGAACAUCAAGAAACGCGGUUUAGUGCCUGAAACAUCUACAAAGAAGAAAGACUCUUACCCUGUGGGCCCUAUAGUGCUUGGGUUCUUCAUCUUUGUUGUGAUUGGAUCCUCUUUGUUUCAGAUAAUUCGCACAGCAACCAGCGGAGGCAUGGCUUAAGGUAUGAAUCACCAGUCAGGCUUUUUUAAACGUGCUUAUGGUUUGUUUUGUUUUUUGAAUGUGUUUAUGGUUUGUUUUUUUAGAGGUAAAACGAGUAUAACAUGUUAGUAGAUUGGCCAGCAACUUCUUAACUAUGUUUUUUUAUUGCUAUAAAGAAUCCUUACUUUCA
Messenger RNA from Helianthus annuus (common sunflower), 484 nucleotides. Its product is annotated as probable stress-associated endoplasmic reticulum protein. Gene Ontology annotation, cellular component: endoplasmic reticulum. Bases 109 to 315 code for a protein of 68 amino acids. NCBI's taxonomy places the organism in Eukaryota, Viridiplantae, Streptophyta, Magnoliopsida, Asterales, Asteraceae. Gene Ontology annotation, biological process: endoplasmic reticulum unfolded protein response. The record is from RefSeq and is a predicted model, not a curated record. The transcript is spliced from 3 exons.